This is a messenger RNA of Trichoplax adhaerens, 867 nucleotides long. RefSeq lists its product as uncharacterized. Lineage: Eukaryota; Metazoa; Placozoa; Uniplacotomia; Trichoplacea; Trichoplacidae. The transcript is spliced from 6 exons. Bases 1 to 867 code for a protein of 288 amino acids. The record is from RefSeq and is a predicted model, not a curated record.
AUGGCAAGCAGUGAUGGGGUUACAGGGAUAGAGUCUGCUCGAGAGUCUGUCCGAUUAGAGAACUUACAAGAGGAAGGAAAUAGUGGAGAUAAAUCGCGACCUGCUUCUCAAGCAGAUUUAACCGUUAGUAAAAUGCCAAGUCGGCUUAGCAGCUAUGGUGCCAAUAAAUCGCCACGUUCACAAUCGCGAGCUGAAGAAAACUAUAGUCCUCGAACGUCUUCUUUUAGUUCAGCUAAGCCAUCCAAGCAGUCACCGCAAAACAGCGGCAAGACGAAACAAAGAUCUGGUUCACUGCAAAAUAACCCCCCUAGUAGAAAGGGCGAAGUAGAAGUUGUUCGACCCAAGACUCGAAGUGGUAGUGCAAAGUCAGUUUCAUUAGGAAGUGCUAAAAGUGAUGACGGCAGAAUAAGGCCCGGUACAGUGACAAAAGGUCGUGUGGCAAAGGUCGACGAUGAGGAAGCUGUUGAUGAUACUCAAGCACCAGAUGACACGGAGGUCCAACUACCGGUUGAUGAUAAAGCAUCGGAAGUUAUCUCUAAGAUCCUUGGGUCGGAAAAAAAAAUUAUACAACCGGAAAAUACCGAUCCUACAGAACCUUCGGAAAAGCCAACUAGACAAGUUUCGGCAAAAGUGCGAUCAAACAAUGUUGAAUAUACGGCAGCAUUUUCUUCCCGUCCGAAGAUACCAAGAACCCCCGAUCUAUCGCAACCAGAUCGCAUUCCAACUCCAACGCACAGUACUGGUGUACCGACUCAAUCGCGUCCAACCUCAGCAUUCUCUGACAAACAUGCCAAAACGACUACAAGCGAUGGUCAAUUUAAAAAACCUUCUUCAAAAUCUUCAAGUCGACCAAGCUCGAAAAAGUAA